Molecule: messenger RNA, 1452 nt
Organism: Pseudocercospora fijiensis CIRAD86
Lineage: Eukaryota; Fungi; Ascomycota; Dothideomycetes; Mycosphaerellales; Mycosphaerellaceae
Exons: 2
Coding region: 1-1452 (483 amino acids)
Source: RefSeq, a predicted model, not a curated record
AUGUCUCUGGCGGAGCGCUCUCGUGUCCUUCUAGCAGAAUUGGAAUCAUUUCGGCACCAUCUUCGAACCGUGCGUCAGGAGCAGCAUGUCGAAAUCGCCCAUUUUCGAGGCACGGUACAGUCAGAGCUGAGCAUGCUUGAACGACUUGCAAACAAGCCUGAAAGCGAGUCAACAUCGCAUGUGGCUAGAUCAUCCAAUGUUCCGUUUCUUGAAGCGGUCUGGAGCACUGCAAAGAAGUCAGAGAAGGUCCUGGCCUUGACGAAACGGAUCUAUUUCAAUAGUCCAAGCAAGUCCUUGUCGCAGGCUAUGCAUCACGUCAAUCUGGGCCCGAAGAAGCGUCCAAUGGCGAAAGGAUCGAAAGACGCAGCUGUGACUGUCGACGCGAUCACGGAAGGAGGCCUGAGAUGGAUCAAAGUGUCGCUCGUCACCAAUAAUCGCAUUCUCUUCGACCUAGCCAAGCAGGGCUGGAACUCGGGAGGCUCUGAAGAUGAGGAAGAAGAGCAGGACUCAAAUGUGACCAUGAUUGAGGAGGAAUCUGAUGUUCCGCUCGUCAGAAACGCGAGAGAUCUAUGCAACGCGGCACAGUCGUACAGGGUCCGUACGAGAAAACCUCAGGUCCAUCUUAUCUUGCCUCGAGUACAAGAAGGAGAGACAGACAAAGUCGAUGAUGUCCUAGAUCUUUGCCGAGCAGCUGGUGCCGUCCUACAUUGCGGCGGCAAUCUCGACACGCCACCCGUUCUUGACGAUGCUUUGCCGCGGAUGGCUCCUGAUCCCAUGUGGGCAUUUUCAGAGAAGCUUAACAUCGACUGCACUAUACUUCUGGCUCUUGUCUCUGAUUUCUCCCAUUCGAAAGUAUCAAAGGAAUCUUGGUUCCACAAGGCGUUGCGACGCCAAGUGGAGAUCGAAGAUAACGAGAAUCUUCUACCUUCUCUUCUCUAUCCCGCAACGCGUCGCCACAUUCUGGUAUGCACAAAAGAAGCCUCGAAACGCAUGCGAGAGAUCGUCUCCACCAUUGGUACACCUUCCGAAAAGGCCCGAACUGCAAUAAUGAUGGGCGAUGAUAAUUCCAAAUCUCAGGAAGACUUGAUCAACGAAAUGCAGCAGUGGUCGGCGUACGAAGUUCCGGCAGAUUGGCUCCUACCGAUCAGAGACGUUGACCGAGAUGAAGACCACUGCCUGGACUCUUUACCUGCCGUAGCAUCAUCUGUGGCAGAGCACAUGACGGACAUCAAUAAAUCUGUCUUUUUACAUGGAUGGGGAACAGGACGAACAACCAUUUCCAGCAACAGAACUGUCGUUAGGCAGCUUGAGACCGACUUGGAGAAGUAUGAUGAUCUGCCAGAGACGGCGUGGCCAAAGAUCUGGCUCUGCCCAACGUCUCGGUCGCUUGUCGGCAAGGAGAAGCGUGGUGCUAAGAAAGAAGGAGCCUGGCCGUUACCAGAUCCGUUGUGA